Molecule: messenger RNA, 2058 nt
Organism: Gloeophyllum trabeum ATCC 11539
Lineage: Eukaryota; Fungi; Basidiomycota; Agaricomycetes; Gloeophyllales; Gloeophyllaceae
Product: FAD/NAD P-binding domain-containing protein
Exons: 11
Coding region: 66-1766 (566 amino acids)
Molecular function (GO): NADH dehydrogenase activity
Source: RefSeq, a predicted model, not a curated record
GAAAAACUUGCAAGAGCACUCAUCUUUCUUCAACACGUCCUCGCCGUCCCCGACGACAUCCAGCUAUGUCGCUCUGUCGUGCACGGUCCGUCGUGGCGCGGUCGCUGCCUAGGCCUUCCUCGACGAGGUCUGCGCCGUUCCUCCUCUCGCACGUGAAGCCGCGGUCUCCAGCGCAGUUCCAGCUUGUGAGGAGAAGUGCCAGUGCAACAGCAGGCAGCUCAGGACCAGAGGUAUCCCCCACGCCUCCAAAAUUAUCGCUAUGGAGGAGGUUUUUGCAGACGCUAGGUACAAUUACGCUGGUCACCGUGGUAGCUUCGGGCGGAGCGUUCUAUUACUAUGCAAAGAGGGAGCAGCAUCCUGGCGAGCAGCUGGACUUUGAUCCGGAGAAGAAGACGUUGGUUAUCUUGGGUAGUGGAUGGGGAGCGACGAGUUUGUUGAAGACUCUGGAUACGGAGGAUUACAAUGUCAUCCUAAUCAGCCCUCGGAAUUACUUCCUGUUCACACCACUGCUACCUAGCGUUGCUGUUGGGACAGUGACACCACGAUCUAUUAUUCAGCCAACACGCUACGUCGCCCGCCAUAAAAAGCGGAAGGUGUCUGUCAUCGAAGCCGAGGCGACUGAUGUCGAUCCUCUUAAGAAGACAGUGACUUUCUCAGACACUUCCGAUAUCCAAGGUCAAGUAUGGUCCACGACGAUCCCAUACGACUACCUUGUCUAUGCCGUUGGGGCGGAGACACAGACGUUCAAUAUUCCUGGGGUGGCGGAACAUGCAUGUUUCAUGAAGGAGCUUCAUGAUGCUGAGAAGUUCCAAACACGAUUCAUGGAUUGCGUCGAGUCGGCUGCCUUCCCGGGACAGAGCCCCGAGGAGAUCGACCGAUUACUGCACAUGGUCGUAGUCGGAGGCGGACCCACAGGUGUCGAGCUUAGUGGUGAAUUGCACGACUUCCUGACGGACGAUCUGAAGCAAUGGUACCCUGAGCUGGCCGAGCGCAUCCGCAUCACGCUCGUGGAGGCCCUCCCCACCGUGCUCCCCUCUUUCAGCAAGCAGCUGAUUGAGUACACCGAGUCGACGUUCAAGGAGGCCAAGAUCGACGUCCUGACGAAGACGAUGGUGAAGGAGAUCAAGGAGAAGAGCGUUGUGGUCAAGAUGCCGGAUGGGAGCACUAAGGAGAUGCCAAUGGGCCUGAUCGUGUGGGCUGGCGGGAACAAGAUGAGAAAGCUCACCGCGGAUUUGAUCGCGAAGUUGCCCGAGACCCAGACUAAUAGGAGGGGUUUGACGGUUGAUGAUCACCUGCGUCUGAAGGGUGCCGAGUCGAUUUUUGCCUUGGGUGACUGCACCGCCACGCAGUACGCGCCCACCGCGCAAGUUGCCACGCAAGAAGGCGCUUACCUUGCUCGACUGUUCAACUCUAUUGCCAGGAAGGACGCUCUGGAGAAGCAGCUGAAGGCUCUUCAGGCCGACCCUAUUAAGGCCGAGGAGCAAAAGACGGAAGUUGAGAACCUGCAGAAGCAGCUCAUGAAGCUGGAGAAGUUGCGGCCGUUCCACUACAGUCACCAGGGCUCGCUGGCGUAUAUCGGAUCUGAGAAGGCUAUUGCGGAUUUGCCAAUCUUUGGCAGCGGGAAUCUCGCUACUGGGGGUGUGGCGACGUACCUCUUCUGGCGGAGCGCCUAUCUCAGUACCUUAUUCUCUUUCCGGAAUCGGGCGUUGGUGGCUCUUGACUGGAUGAAGGUUAAGUUCUUCGGACGCGAUGUGAGCCGGGAAUAAACCUGGGAUUAAAAGCGCCCAUCAUAAAACACCUCAUAAUGCGAUAAAUCGCUUGAUUCUCAUACCUCUUCCUGUGUUAGUUGUUUAACGAUCCGUCCUCGUGUUUGGCAUAAUCUGUCUGACGAAGUCGCUCCUUUGCCUGUUCCUAGACUUUAUCGUGAUCACUAUAGAGCAUAGACUAUUCUUCACUUCUUCCUACAUCUCUUAACCUUAUGCCCUUCAUGUCAGUAGUGAAUAGUCUACAAUGGACAUACUAUUAGGAUGUAUAUUGCAUCGUGAAAUCAUAGACGAG